Molecule: messenger RNA, 1296 nt
Organism: Botrytis fragariae
Lineage: Eukaryota; Fungi; Ascomycota; Leotiomycetes; Helotiales; Sclerotiniaceae
Product: putative peroxin 22-like protein
Exons: 3
Coding region: 1-1296 (431 amino acids)
Source: RefSeq, a predicted model, not a curated record
AUGUCAUCCCCAUACGAUCGCAGAGGCGCACAGGCGCGUCGAGGAAAUAUCUCUUACUGGUUACCACUGGCUUUCACCGUUACUGCAGCCGCAGUAGGUGUAGUAGCAUGGAUAUGGAGUACACGAAGUGAUGAAGACGACGACGACGACGAUGAGAACCGACCUCUUCAGCCUCCAAGACCAGAAUAUGGUGAAAGAAAUCCAGAUGGCAGUUUUCGAACAGGUCCUCCUUCGUACGCAGGCGAUAUGCGACCGGGGGAAGCUUCAUUCGGCACAACGGAUCAACAACCACCACACACUUCACGGUCUGAAGAAUCUCAAGGUUACAUAGCUCAAAUGUCAGGCGCAUUACAAAGAACACCUAGUCCGCAGCAAUUUAUCAAUAGUGCAAGUAGAAGUCUUGCGGCGGGAGCCGCUGCUGUAGGUGGUGUUGUGGGAAGUGCUCUCUCCUCAAUCCGGGAGGAAGACAAGCAUGGUUUCGACGAUCAUAGAACAUGGCAGGAAGAAUCAGUGAUACGAAGAAACGCUGCUCCAAGUCCACCCAUUACUACAAAUACAACACCGGCCCCAGCCCCAGGGCCAAUCGAAAUGCGCUCUGAGAGCGCUGCAGGAGUUUCCGCAGCACCUCGAACACCAGUCAGUAACGGGAAAAGGAAGACCGUCGCUAUUGUAGUGUCUGCAGAAUCACACGAUGAUGACGCCGCUUCCGAAGCAGGCUAUCAUCAUGAAUAUGCGUCAAUCCUCUCUCAUCUUCCUCGCAAAACCGACUUCUCUAAGAUACGACUAUUUGUUUUAAUAUAUGCACCAGGAUUAACCGAGCAUCCGCUAGACGCUGCUGGUGGAAGACCGGGUGGAUCUCUCAGCUCCUCGACUCCCAUGUUUCCCCCGAGGCCUUCGGCUCCACUUGCAUUCGGUCCAAUAUACAAUGAAGCAUUAGGGUUGGUGGAAAAAGAGACUAUGGUCCUACCAUUUACCACUCCAACUGGCCACGUUCAUAUCCUCCGACAUCUCGCACCUGAAUUUAUAUACCUACAAGAAUCCCUUGCAGGAGAGAAUGGAUCGGCGAUCAACCAUCUACAAAGUUGGUUUAGAGAAGACGUAGUUCUAAUCGUAGGCGCUGAUGGAGGCCAUGGAGGACUCGCAGAUAGCGAAUCCGAAGCUGAGAGUCAAGUUUCAAGAAAAAAAGAACACUGGUGGGAAAGAGAAGAUAGGGUUGGUCUUGGAAGAGGCGUUGUUGUCAUAGAAGGAGAUCGUAUCGGAGACUUUUGGGCUAGAAAGGUUCUUGGAGUGGAAUAG